AUGCGGCCGUUUGGUUGGACGCUGGCGUGUGUGUUGCUCGCGACUAUUUUUCCAAAAGCCGCGAUCCUGUCGAGCGUGGAGAGUGUUGGUGUCGCGACAGGGAACAAGUAUGAAGCUGGACGCGCCAAAGUCACCAAACUACUGCCCAUUUCCAAGGACAGUGUCACGGAUCCUGAUAUAGAGGAGCUUAGAAUUCACGAGAAUGUUGAAUAUUCAGAAAGGACACGUAGAGAAGCUAGAACGUUCGGCCACAAGCGAAUCCAAUUCAUGUUGAUGCCGAUGAUGUACAAGAUGGGUGUGAUGAUGACCAUGUUGACCGUGCUAACAGCGAUCUCGCUGAAAGGACUGCUCAUCGGUGGGAUCCUCCUGAUACUGAAAUUGAGCACGAUAAUAGCAAAGUUCUCCUCCGGUUGGCAGCACCAUACACCAAACGCGCAACCGAUUCACGUACACGUACACAACAGCCUACCAACCGCACACAGUCAAGCUUACAGCGGCUGGAUGCCGCACAGUGGUCCAGACGGGGACGAACACUACUAUUACAGAGGCUAA
This is a messenger RNA of Habropoda laboriosa, 552 nucleotides long. RefSeq lists its product as uncharacterized. The transcript is spliced from 3 exons. NCBI's taxonomy places the organism in Eukaryota, Metazoa, Arthropoda, Insecta, Hymenoptera, Apidae. Bases 1 to 552 code for a protein of 183 amino acids. The record is from RefSeq and is a predicted model, not a curated record.